UUUAAGUUGCCAUAACAGCAGAGUAAGGGGAAGUGCCUCUAACUGACGAGAUGGUGAGUGACUUACCGUGAUUUUGAUGCAGGCAGGUAGGUCAGUUGAGAGCAUAUUCUCGUUCGCAAUGAAGUCGUGGAGACGGACACCCGUUUGGGCAGCAGGCCGUCUGCUGCAGUGAUGUCAGUGGAGGACCCCACUCAGGGAUACAACAGAGCCAUACCAGGCAUGGCGCAGUCUUCCAGUGACUCAGACACGUACCUCAGGAGCUCCGCUAACCGCCAGGCGCGUGCGAGGGCCACACGUUCAAACAGCCAGAGAAGAAACCGAGUCCAGGGAGAUGCAGACAUUUCUGAGAAAAUUGACACCUUGGCCUCCACUCUGCAGGAUACAAGUCGAAAUCUUCAUAAUGUUGAUCGGAUGUUGGGACAAUACAGAGAGCACACAGAGGACCAAGCUGAGGCUAUGGCAACACUCAGAGAAAAUUUGGAAGAGUCUAUUAAUCAACUGAGAAGCCAGCGCCUGCGAAGAAACUCGGGAGCCAGGAGUGCCUCCCUUUCCACUCUACAUACAAGUGACUUAGACGGUGGCUCAGCCUCUGAAGGUCACCAUUACUGUCCUACCUCACCCCUGCGGGAUUAUGGGAUGUCUGGAGGGGCUGAAAGGAGGAGGUCAAGGUCUGCAACUGUGAGAUUCAUGGAUGAGACUGAUCCGUCUGGGAAUAUACACACCAUGCACCAGUCGCUCAGGGAUCUCAGGAGCGAGCAGCUGCGACUCGGAGAUGAUAUUGAAAGAGAAAUUGUCAGGCGUAACAGGUCUGAACUUGAAACUAAGAAAACUUUGGAAAGUUUAGCAGACCAUGUUAAAAUAUCACAGAGAGAAGAAACGGUGUCGGAGCGCGUGGAGCGGCGGCUGCAGGAGAUCGAGAAGGAGAUGCGCGCCGGGCGGCAGCAGGCGGAGAGGCGCCCGGAGCAGCGUGGCAGUGUGUCCCUGCAGCUGCAGGAGGCUUUGAGGAAACGUGAAGAAAAAGCCACUGGCACUGAGGACGUCACCAAGAGCAAACUGCUGAGAUCUGAGUGUGAGAAAAACAAGAUCGAGCAAGAGUUGGAGCGAACCCGAAGACAACUGGAACAGUCUGAAGGAAGUCGGGACACCCUUCUUCAACAGAUAGAUGACCUGCGGACACAGCUGCUGACAAUGGAGCAGGAUCGCCUGGACUUGCGGCAGCAGUUCUCUCAGGUCGCUUCAAGGCAGAGAAGCCGUCGCGAGGAAGAGGAAGAGGACAGGAAUCUGAGGAUGGUGACUGAACGCUCAGAGCGAGAGAAGCAGGAGCUGGAGAAACAGAUCCAGGACCUCAGGCUGCAGCUCACCCAAAAUGCGGUCAUGGCUGAGGUAGAUGAGCUGAAAAGAGUAAUUGAGCGCAAAGAUAGGGAGAAAUCGCAACUUUCUGUACACGUAGAGGCGUUGUCGUCAGACCUGGGCAAGAGGGAGAAGCAGCAGCUGAGGAUGCUGGAGCAGCUGAAGGAGAUCCAGAAUCGCUACGAGGAGUGCGAGGCAGACCGCAGCCGCAUGGCUCUCCAGGUUCAGGAGCUGGUGGGCCAGCUGAAGGAGUCUGGAAAGCAGGCAGACGCGUACCUCAGGCAGGCGAAGCAGGUGGAGAUGCUGAAGGAUGAAAUGGAGAGAAAGAAGGAAGACCUGAAAGCCAGAGCACAGGUGUCCAUCAGGCAGUGGAAACUGAAGUGUAAGAAACUAGAACAGCACCUGGAGAAUGAGAGAAGAGCUGCUGGGCUUGAGGCAGAGAAGAGCGGGCAGAUGCUCAAAGACAAGGAAAGCAUUCAGGGGCAAUUCCAGACAGCCAGCCAACAACUGGAUAACCUCCGGAAAGAGCUUGGAGACGUCCUGUCCAGACUGGCCCAGAAAGAGGAAGAGCUUCGUCGGAAAGACGUGGAGUUCAGCGAGACCCAGUCCCAGCAGAUGGACCUGGAGCGCGAGAUUCGGGAGGCGCGGGAAGUCGCCCGCCAGCUAGAGAGCGAGGUGGAGAAGCAGAACCUGCUGCAAAUGCAAGUCAAGGAGGAGAACCAGAACCUGGAGAGGGAGCUUGAUGCUUUGCGCAGAAAGAGGGAGCGAGACCAGGAGAAAAUGCUGGACUUGCAAGGGGCAGUAAAAGAGCUGAGUGCCAUUCGGGCCGACCUGACCAACAGGCUGGCUGAGGAGGAAAGGGCCCGGAAGGAGCUGAAGAGAAAUCUGAGCGAGCUGCAGGCCCAGCAGGACCGUGCCCGGGAAGAGCUGGCCUCUGCGGGCCAGCAGCUGAAGCUGGAGAGGGACGUGCAUCAGUGCGAGCUGGCGGGGCUUCGGGCAGAGAUGCAGGACCUGAAAGCAAAACAUGAAACGCGCAGCCAGGAGGCCAUUCAACUUUUCAGGAAAGAGAGGGAAGAGCUGGAAAGUCGCAUCCGAAAUUUGCAGGCAGAUAAAGCAGUGGACAAAAGCUUGGUUAAAGCACACCGCCAGCAGCUGGAGAAGAUGAAGAUCGAAUGUGACAAACUGACAGAGGAGUUAACCCAGAGCGAGGAGGUAUACGCCACGCUCAGGAGGAAGUACCAGCUGCUGAAACAGGAACUGGAAGAAAAGAGCAAAUUGGUCACCAGUGGAGAUGACCGAGUAAGAAGAAUGGAUGAAACAAUUCUGGAGCUCCGAGAGCAGAUUAACUGUCUGGAAACAGAACAGGAAUCCAUACUUCAGACCAUAGGAAUAGAGAUUGACUCUGCAUGCAAAGGUUUCUCCAGGGACUCCGAUGAAAAAUUCAAAGCAAUAUCCCUUACACCUGGCCUGCAGAAGGACCCUCAUCGCUGGUUAGCUGAAAUGAAGACGAAGCUGCGCUGGCUGUGCGAGGAGCUGAAGGAGCGCGAGGGCCAGGCGGGGAAGCUGCGGCGCCACCUGCAGCAGGGCCGGGAGCAGCUCAAGGGCCUGCGGCGGGACAGGGCGUCGGAGCAGCAGCUCCUGGUCGCGCAGAUCGCAAAGCAGGAGCAGCUGCUGGAGGAGAUCCACAGAGACAGGAGAGAUUUGCUGGAGAAGACGCGCAGGAAGGACGAAGAGAUGCGAAUUCUGCACGACAGAAUAUUGGAUCUGGAAAUGAGUACCAGGUUAGCCUUGGACCAUUUGGAAUCUGUUCCUGAGAAAUUAAGUCUACUAGAAGACUUCAAGGAUCUUGAGGAAUCACAGCGACAAAGGGAAAUGAUUGAACAUCGAUAUGUUAAAUACAAAGAAAUUGUUGGAGAUUUACAGCAUCAACUGGAGGAGUCUAAAAGAAGAAUACAAGAAUACAGGGAUGAGAAGGUAGAUGCUGCGUCUCGCGGUAUCCGUCUAGCUACUCUUUCUUCUUCUGUUCGAGGUCAGAACAGCUUCCUGUCAAGCUCCCUCCUUACGGACAGCAGCUCACCACACAAGAGAUUGGCAUCUCCAGAUUUUGACAACAGCAAUGAACAAGAUGAUAGCCUCCCAAAGGUGCAAAAUCACAUUUAGAAACAACGGAGAGACACUUCAGUUUGCUUGCCUUUAAAUCAAUUUUGGUAUUUGAAGAGCAAGUGUUUUGUCCCAGAUAAGGAUUUAAAAACAAUGUUUUUGUCUUCCAUCUGGGCUGAGAUGACAUAUUUAAGAAUUUAGUGCUUGUUUUUUCACAACUCAUACAAAAUGUAAUAUCCAUCCCAGUGUUGAAAGUGAUUUAGCAUUUGAGGGUUUCAGCAUGAUUAAGCUGGUCUGAAUUUUGCUUCUUAAAGCAAGAUGUAGUUAAUCUACCUUGCAGGGGAAGAGGGGGAAGUCUAAUGACUGUCUAAUGGGAUGAGUUAUUUGUAGGUUGAAAAGCAAACAGAAAUAGAAUAUGUCAUACAUGUUUUAAUACCUGUAAACAUUUUUCUCUGUGGCUGGCAGGUAUGGGUGAGGUCAGCAUAAAAUGAGAUGAGUGAGGAUGGAAAUGUGUUAGAAAAUCUGCAAAUCAAUCCCCUUAUUUUUUCCCCAUUUCUGCCUUCUACCAUAGGCAUAAACAUCUGUUGGGGUUAGGGGGUUUCUUUCAAAGGGUCAGGCUGAGCUCCACUACUUAGAGCUGACAUAACAUUUUCUAUUGCAUGUGGUCAGUGGAAUUUUUACAAUACAAGCUUUUGAUCUUA
This is a messenger RNA of Lepisosteus oculatus (spotted gar), 4151 nucleotides long. RefSeq names its product centrosomal protein of 128 kDa (gene cep128). NCBI's taxonomy places the organism in Eukaryota, Metazoa, Chordata, Actinopteri, Semionotiformes, Lepisosteidae. The record is from RefSeq and is a predicted model, not a curated record. Gene Ontology annotation, cellular component: centriole; spindle pole.